AUGAGGUACUUAAUGCCCGAUUUUCACACUUCGCUCGCAAAUAGAUUUGUUGCAGCCACUCUGCACCAAACAUAUUAUAUUUCAUUUUAUAGUGCGACUUCCCCUUUAACUAUUCAAUCACGAUCUUGCUUCACAAACACUGUAUCUCAUACUAAUAUGUAUCAUGGUCACUUUAACCACUAUACAAAUUACAUCAGGCCCAUGUUCAGACUCUCAUUUGCAUCACUUAUAUGCAAUAAUUACACAUUUACAUCGCUAGCCACAAACCAUAGAUUAUUUUCCACCACCAAGGUCAAGUCUAGUCAGAGUUCAAAGAAAAAGUCUGUUAAUAAGGUGGAUAAAUCAGCAAUUAAUGUUAUAAAACCGCCUGGGUCGCAGAAACAAUCACAACCUGCAAGUCUCAGUAGCCCAACGGGUAUAAUACAAGAUUUAGUUUCGGGGAAUGGAUCAACUAAAUCAAGCGUUGGAAAACCACAUAAACCAGUAGUCCCUAUUUUGUAUUAUACAGCAACUAAAAGGGCAACCGAGUCUGUAAACCAUCGACUCUUCUAUAUCAAUGUCCUUUUUAUAAUAUUCCUUUAUGACAUUGGCACUGGGCUUAUUGAUUACUAG
Babesia microti strain RI is the source of this 612-nucleotide messenger RNA. RefSeq lists its product as hypothetical. Bases 1 to 612 code for a protein of 203 amino acids. The transcript has a single exon. The record is from RefSeq and is a predicted model, not a curated record. Lineage: Eukaryota; Apicomplexa; Aconoidasida; Piroplasmida; Babesiidae.